Molecule: messenger RNA, 339 nt
Organism: Porites lobata
Lineage: Eukaryota; Metazoa; Cnidaria; Anthozoa; Scleractinia; Poritidae
Source: the annotation of a GenBank genome assembly
AUGUAUUUUCCGCUGUUAUUCCAAGUAAUUAGUCGCAGUUGUUUUCGUUUCACACCUGCCGUACCCACUAUUGUGCAUUCUGUUUUACAUGGAUGUCCUGAUUGGCCAGUUAUUAGUACUUAUACUCUCCGCUGUCUCUUGUGUACCAUUAACGCUCGCGGUUCCAUACAGUUUAUUCAUCUUUAUGGUUUGUGUUCUGCUAUUCGUGUGAUGCCCAACGACCAAAAACAGAGCGAAGGUUCGUCCGUUCCGGCUGAAGUAGGCCAAACGUCUUCAGGUGAUAGUGGAGGCAACUCAGCAGCCGUUGAUCAAGUCUUUUCCAUGUUUAAGGAUUUUUGA